CGUCACUGGGUCCAGCCCGCCAAAUUCGAGGCUGAGGGGAGAGUCGCGGUGACAGCGGCUGUGUCAAAAUGUGGAAUGAAAUUGAGCUUUUAGCAAAUGAUGAUACUGGGAGUUGCCGCCUCAAUAUUGAUUCAAGACAAGAAAGUGGAACUGCCUUAUACCAAGUGGACACACUUCUCAAAAUCUCAUCCUCAGAGAAGGUAUCCUGCAACCCCAAACUUUUAGCUUUUAAUUCGAUUGAAGGAUGUGUGAUUGCUGCACAUAAGUCAGUGUCUCUCCUUGACAGCAUUUGUCAGUCAUUGCGGCUACAGUUACAGUUUGAAACUGAAGUAGAUGUUGUUGGCCUGUGUUGUGAAGGACGGUUUCUUUUAGUUGGAGAGAGAAAUGGCAAUGUUCAUCUUAUCCAUGUACACUCUAGACAGAUAUUGAUGACUAAGAGAUUGGUUCAGAGUGAUCCAAAAUCUGAUGUUCAAACAUACCAAAAGUUGCUGAUUGAGAAGGAGAAUUCAAAUGAAGGUGUCUAUCACAUAUUUGUGCUGACAAAUGGAGGGCUGUACUGCAUUAUGUAUUUUCAUCUUGAAAAGAUUAACAAUGCAAUUGAGAAUAUGGACAUCAGUGCAGCAAACGAGCUGGAGGGGAAAAUUAAGAUCUGUUUUAUCUCUACGGAGGAGUAUCACACAAGUGGUUGUAUGAAUUUGAUGAUUGGAGAUCUGACGAGUGACAUCCAUCUAAUUAUAGGGGGUAAAGGUGACUAUGUACUCUCCAAAUGGAAAAUGGAUCCUGUAAAAAAACAUUUAGCUGUUCAAAGUCUUAUUGAUUCAAGUAUGAUAAAAGGUGCAAGAAAAUUUCAGGUGCUGGACAAUCUGCUCUUUGUUUUGGAUGUGGAUGAUAUUCUGAGUGUAUGGGAUGUUUACACUCUAGUUUUGGUGUGGGAUUGGCCAUCUUGUUGCAUAUCUGAUUUUCUUCUUACAACCGAAGGAGAUUCAUCAUCUUCAGUUACACGACGAAAAGAUACAAACCUUAAACUUAUAGUACUGACAUGCCUGAAUAAUCAACAGAUGAGAAACCUAAGGGUUUAUUCCUUGCCUACUAUGGAUCAUUUGUAUUCCGUUGAAGUGUCUGAUAUAUCCAUACUUGUUCAAACUGGAAUUGGCAUGGAUACAAUUUAUCUAUUGGAAGGGAUACAUGAGAGCCAUGACAGGUCACCUGGUUACCCUGUCUCAGCCCUUGCAAUGAGAUGCCUAACAGAAGCGUUACCAGAAAACAGGUUAAGCCGGUUGCUUCAUAAACAUAAAUUUGAAGAAGCUGAAAAAUUUGCUAUACAAUUUGGACUGGAUGUUGAGCUUGUAUACAAAGUCAAACUAAAUAUUGUAUUGGAGAAAUUGGCAUCAGCAUCCAUUGGAAGUUAUGGGCAAAUGUUAUGGCAGGAAGUUGUGGAUGAAGCACAGUUGAAUCUACAUAAAAUAAAGGAUGAUAACUUUGUUAUCGAGUAUUGCAUCAAUGCAGCAUGGCCAACAUAUGAAACAAGUUUUAAUAUGCUCAAUUAUGCCAAGUCACGGGUCCAGAAGAAGGAAGAUAAGACCUUGCCAGCAAUGUCUGAAGAGAUUUUGGUGUCUAUCACAGAUGUACUGAGAGCCCAGGCAAAGCUGACUACAUUUUAUGGAGCAUUUGGUCCUGAUAAAUUCAGUGGCAUCGCUUGGAUUGAGUUCCUAAAUAAUGAAGAUGUGCUGAAAGACAUCCUUUUUCAGUUAGAAGAACAAAAUUUGCCCUGCGCGCAAUAUUUGUGGCUGAGGCAUCAGGCAGAAUUUGAAGGCAAUUUUGAUGAGAAGAUGCUAGAGAAUCUCCUUAAUACGAUACCUGCCAAUAUACCCUCUCACGAAUUGUGCCUUUGGUUUAAAGAUAUCUUAAUUCCAUUUGUAAGGAGGAUUGUGCCUAAAGGGCAGAAAAUCAUAGCAAAAUGGCUUGAGCAUAGAGCAAGGGGUCUAGAGCUGACGGACAAGGCAAACUGGCCAGAGAAUGGAUAUGAAAUGGCAGAAGUGUACUUUACAUCUAAAAAUCCUGCAGACUUUGGAUUAGCAUCGUCUUGGAUAUGGGUUCCAUUGAAGGAAGAUGGUGAUUGUGAGGAAGUUCAGCAGUUAAUGAAGCUUGUCACCAGUUUGCAGGAAUUAGUGGACCUCUACAGGAAGUAUAAUUGCAGGCUUGCCCUUUCAGAGUAUGAAAAGGAAACCACAACUACUAUUGUGUUUCGCAUGUUGGAUAAAGUUUUGGCCCCAGAGCUCAUUCCAUCUACUCUUGAAAAAGUUAUCAGGCCAUAUAUGUAUGAACACAACCUUCAAGAGGAAGAGCUUCUUCUUCAAUAUAUUAAGGAUUUGCUGGAGCGCUGCAGUUCACGAUCUGCAUCAUUGUUUGAAACGGCAUGGGAAGCGAAAGCAAUAGCCGUAUUGAAGUGCAUGUCAGAUACAGAUCUAAUAUUUGAUGCAGUUCUUCAAAUCAUGUAUGGUGCUGUUGUACCGUGGAGUGAUACAGUAGAGCAGCUUGUAAAACAACAUUUGGAGAUGGAUCACCCAAAAGUGAAAUAUCUUCAAGAAAGUUACAGAUUGAUGGAGAUGAACAAGCUUUUGCGUGGUUAUGGAAUAAGGGGAUUUAACUUUGCAAAUGACAAACAAAUAAUGGGUCUAGCCAAAUUCAUCCUCAAGCAAGAUUCCCCUACAUCCUUUGAAGAUGCUUUAAAGAUUGUUCAAGCAUACAUGCUGCCUACUGUGGAAGUAUACAUUUUUAGAAUGGUGCAGUUAAUACAUAUGAACAGGGGAGAUGAAUGUCUGAAUUUUCUGAAGUCUCUUCCUCCUGGUGAAACAGAUGUAACCGUGGAACGAUUAUCUCUCUGGGCACGAAUAGCCUUACAGGAAAACCCUGGAAAUUCUGAAGAGUGUAAAGAAGACCAAAAGUUGAUAGCAAAAACGCUUGUGGAAAUCCUGAAAUUCCAAAUGUGUGUCCAAAAAGGUAAUCCUUUAAAGACAGAGAUUUUUGAGACAACUUUGAAGAUGUUUGAGGCAAUCUCUAGUUUACAGGAGGAUUUUGAUAUUUUCCUUUCGCUAGAAGAGUAUGAAAAUCGAUCCUUAGUGUCUGCACUUCGAGAUGAGCACAUUAAGGCCUAUGAGAGUGCAAGAUCCAAAUCUAAAUCUGAGAAGUCACCAGAACAAGCAGUAAACAUGGAUGGGAUUGCAAAAACGCCAUCCACAGACUCUAGGCUUUACAGACUGGCUCUGCUUCUGCAAGUCACAGAGCAGGAGCUCAGUGCUGAACUGGCUUUUCGGGCUUUGAGCCAAGGAAAAGUGGAAAAGUCACUGCAAAUUUGCAGAGAUCUAUAUGAACAUCACUGCAAUCCUCAAACUGGGCAUUUACUGUAUCUUGUUUCUCAAAAACUGUGUCAAUUGUUGGAGGCAAAUACUCCAAUGGUGCUUCCUCCAGGAAUGAACUUACCUGCAGUCAUUUAUCAACUAUCUUGCCAGGCAUCUACAAUCUGCAGCCCAGAUCUUCUCCUAGACACCUUGGAAUUAUGUAAAUACACUCAAGUGGCGAUGGAGUUCUACCAGCAGUGCCAAAUUGAAGAUUAUGGUUUUAUAACAAAAAGUGCCAGUUUCGGAGCUGACCGAGACCAGUAUGAAGAAUGGACUUAUGAAGACUAUUUUAGUGAAGAUGGCAUUGUCCUUGAUCCACUUAUUGUUUUACCAGUUGCUUAUGACUUAACUACUGCUGUGGUGCCGAGCACCGCUGGCAGGAAAAUGUAUCCCUUGGACUGUGCAAGUCUGGCAUGCUGUCCCUAUGUAAAAGGGCAAAACUUACUACUUCCUGCUACAACUCCAAUAACUGCAUUGAUGGAAAAUCUGCAAGAAUGCAGCCAGUGUGAGCUAACCUUGCAUUUAAUAACCCAGGCAUUUGGAACAUGCUUACAACAUGGUGUUUCAAACAACAUGGAUAAUCGCUUGAGCUCAAAGUUGCAUGACGAAAAAGUGCUGGCAGAAACCCUAGCAUUUAUUUCUGUGUUUGGUGAAAAAACUGUUGCUCUUAUUAAAGACACUGCAAUGGCUUUACUACAUAAGGUUUUUAAUUGUCGUGUUGUGGAUUGUGAUCUGGCGUUGGGUUACUGUACUCUACUUUCCAAAGAAGUCGUGUUUGAGAAACUAUGGGAUAUUAUAAACAACACCUGGCAAAAUUAUAACAAGAUUAUGGCUGUAGCUGUGGUUGGAGCACAACUCGCCCUCCUGUGUAAUGAGAAUGAGGAACGGAAAAAGUUUCAAGAACUAAAAACAGAUGCAGAGUGGGGUAUCCAGCUCAGUAACUUUGGAGUAUCCUUCCAGUCUGUUUUUAGACAGAAUUCCAAACGAAAGAAAGAGCUACUUGGCACAUUAGUUCAAAACUCAAAUGUGGACACAGCACUCAUACUUAAGUACUGCAGCACAUUUGAAUUGGACAGUGAUGCUGCUCUCCAACUCUAUAUUGAAACACUGCUUUUGUCAGGUUCAAACUUAAAGCGUGGUGAAGGUGAUUUCACCCUGGACUCUUCACAGUUUUCAAGCUCCGAACUAGUAACAAAAGCCAAAGAAAUAAUACCUCUAUUAAAUAGUACCCAAGACCUGGUUGUAAGUCUAAGUGGCAUACUGCAUAAGCUGGAUCCCUAUGAUUAUGAAACCAUUGAAGGAGUCUUGCAAGUAAUAAUUGCAGCUGAUGAAAAAAAUACCAGCAUCCAGCUCAACCAGGCUCUCGGUCUAAUUAAUCAUUUGAAAUCCUACAAGAGGAUUGCACCUCCUGCCGAUUUAGAGCACCAGUACAUAUUGGAACAUGGAAUUGCAAUGUACUCUCAUUCUCAUACAAGGCUGCCUUUUCAUCUUCUCUUUUUUUCAACUGCAUCCAGUUUUUGGGGAAUUAUAUCUGCAGAACUUAGUGAAGAAUCCUUCCCAACACUGCUGCUAAUUUCCAGACUGAUGAAGGUUUCUUUAGAUACUUUGUAUAUGACUGCUGUCAAGCAUAUUUUUGAGAAGAGCUUAAGACCUAAAGCACUAAAGCUGAAAAACAAUGAAACCUCCUCCAUCAUUACCAAGGAAACUGCUAAAACGGUUAAAACCAUUCAGUCUUACUUGCAGUCCAUAAGUAAUCCAGAAUGGGCUGCAGCUAUUGCACACAGAAUUGCCCAAGAACUCCCAACUGGACCUGAUAAGAUUCAUGCACUAAAAUUUUGUCUUCGUUUGGCUGAAAAGUGGAAAAACACCUUAUCACCAAAGGAAGAAGCACAAGACCGAGCUGAGGUGCUGAUAAAGAAACUUGGUGUGCAAUAUCAAAGGUCUGCUACAGAGAAUGUUCUGAUCUCUCAUAAGCUGGACUCUGCUGAGUUCCACAAACAGAUAGGAAAACCAGCCAAUCUUAUAGUGUCUCUCUACGAACACAGUAGUGUGGAAAGAAGAAUAAGAAUACCAACAGGCAGAGAUUAUCCAGAUAUUCACACAGCGGCUAAACAAAUAUCAGAUGUGAACAACCUGAACAUGAGCAAGAUCCGAGAUGUGCUUUUAGAGAAAUGGCUGUGCCCUGUUGCUCUGCCGCAAGCUACUAAGAAUAAAGAUGUAUUUGGAGAUGUCCAAGGUGAUGAGGAUCUCAGAAGAGUUAUAUACCUUCUUCAGCCGUACCCAAUAGAUUUCAGUUCCAGGAUGCUGUAUGCAAUUGCAACAUCUGCCACAUCUCCCAUUGGUGAUAACCAACUGACUUUUGCUCACCGACGUCGAGCUCUUCAGUGCCUUAUUCAUUUAGCUGAUACGGACACCGUGGUUUCUUUAAUCAAAAAACCUAUUGACCAAGUGAAGUCUUACCUUAAGUGCUGCAUCUUUCUCUCAGAAUUUGAGAUUUUGAAUAUCCCAUAUACACUUGACUCCUUUCACAGCAGUCCAAAGGAGGGUAUGAUUAAAGGACUCUGGAAGAACCACAGUCAUGAACCCAGGGCUGUACGGUUAGUGACAGAACUUAGCUUGGAAUAUCAUGUUUAUGAUCCCCAUCUCUGGAGUGGUCUAUUACAAAAACUACUUGGAUUUAACAUGAUUACUUAUCUCCGAAAAGUUUUAGUAGCCAUCACUGGUGUGCACUGCCUAUGGGAGAUAAGUAACUUCAGUAGAGCAUGGCGUAGUGUUAUUCUGGCACCAUUCAUAUCUGCUUCAUGCCCUCCAAGCCCUUCCCAGGUGGAAGAAUGCUACCAGAGCUUUUUGCUUCUACUUAAAUGUCCUGUGUUAGCAGAACUGGACCUUGUUGGUAUUGCCAAGCAAUAUGCCCAAGUUGAUCUUCCAGCAUUUACUUUGGGGUGCCUUCUAUUGAUUCCACAUAUGGAGAAAAGAGAACAACAAAUUCAGUGCUUCCUGUCUACUUGUAAUCCUGAGACUAUUUUACAGCAAGAAUCUGACUACAUGAGCACUGGUGAGGUGUCAGGGUUUGCUUUACAGAUACGAGAUCUAGUGUUGGACAGAGUUAUAGAAAAUAAACAGUUUGAAAAGUUUGUGAAAACCAAAUAUUUUAAUUUAUUAAAGCAACAAGUCAUAAAAUCCAACAAAGUGAAAGAACUUGCAGAUUACCUUGUAAACAUGAAUUGUUUGGAUGAAGCUGCUGAAGUUGUAAAGGAAUGUUUACAGCGCCGUGGGAAACCUUGCCCUAGAAAUGCAAAUUCUCUAGAUGUUGUAAAGGAAUUUUUAAAUGGGCAUGCUUAAUUGGUAUCAACUGUCAAGGAAAAUGUGUUUGAAAACAUCAGUGGAAUGAAGGUCCAUGAAAAAUCAUAUACACGAAGUUACUUUAUAUUGUGUACAUUUUGUCUAAAAAUAUUUGUUUGUGUUAUUUACAAAAACGUACUGUUUGUAACAGUAAAAACAAACACAAUCCUGUAUGAUAUAAUUAUAUUUGUCAUGUA
This is a messenger RNA of Pelobates fuscus (common spadefoot toad), 6937 nucleotides long. It is a transcript of the gene KNTC1, whose product is annotated as kinetochore associated 1. The record is from RefSeq and is a predicted model, not a curated record. Gene Ontology annotation, molecular function: small GTPase binding. The transcript has 64 exons. Gene Ontology annotation, biological process: mitotic sister chromatid segregation; mitotic spindle assembly checkpoint signaling; protein localization to kinetochore involved in kinetochore assembly. Lineage: Eukaryota; Metazoa; Chordata; Amphibia; Anura; Pelobatidae. The coding region runs from base 69 to 6740 and encodes 2223 amino acids. Gene Ontology annotation, cellular component: cytoplasm; kinetochore microtubule; RZZ complex.